CGCACGUUGAUGACGUAACAACCAGCGCGACAAGGGAAGUGAUCGGCCAGCACUACUCAAACACUUCUAAUAAUAUAUUUUACUGCUUGAAACCGAUGAAGAGACAACUGAGGAGAUAUCUUUAGAGUGAUGGCGGCGGGGAGGGGAGGAGAUAUUGUCUCAGAGUUCCUCAGUCAAAACCCCCAUCUGGAAAACUGGGUGGAAUCAUUAAAAGGAUACUGUGAGACGAAUAAACAGUGGCAUGCUAGACGAGAGUUUAUCCUGCGGAAUAUGGAAAUCUUUCCUACCAUUCGUCCUGGGACUCCAAGUCAGAGUUUGGACAGACUACUCUCUCUUUCCAUGGUUUGGGCGAACCAUGUGUUUCUCGGUUGUCGAUAUCCACAACCUGUAAUGGACAAAGUAAUGGAGAUGGCAGAAGGAGUCACUGUACACGACGCCCCUGAGAGGAAGACUAGGGAUGAAAUCAUGGGGAAAGCAAAAAGACCUGCCAGCUCUGCAGUGGAUGGUGACCUCCAGGUAAAGAAAACAAAACCCAAUGAUUCAGACUCUAAAGCUCAUGUAAAGAGCACAGUGAAAACAGGUCCUUCACCAGGGGCUCCUGCAGAACACCAGCCCUUUUUCAAUCGACUCUACAAGGCCGUUGCAUGGAAGCUCGUGGCCGCCGGCGGCUUCGGCCCCAACCUUGAACAUUACGACAUCCUGCGCAGUUGUGUGGAGUCAUGCAAGGCCACUCUUAGCAGCGUGUUUGUUCCACUCAAAGACAUUCCUGACCUGCCUACGGCACGUACCCAGAAAGAAGGGCAGGUAUGUGAACUACGCUGCCACACCGUCUACAUGGGUACAGGCUACGGACGUGACGAGUCUACCGCCAGAGCGAUGGCCUCCAAGGAAGCGCUCAAAGUGUUUCAAGGGCAGAAAGUGACAGUGAAAAUGUGUCGCCGCAGGUUCCAAGGAAGAGACGUAGAAGAUUUGGUUCUGCUGGAUGAAAAGCCCAGAGGUCAAGUUUUUCCCCCAGCUCUGUGCUACCCUUUUUAGGAAGACCAGCAGAGCUCCAGUCCUUAAGAAUGGUAUCAAUGAAGAUUUUCUCAAUCUUAAAUGUGUUCUUGUUUUGUUGAAUGUAAAUUCACGUUCAGCACACGGUGAUAAUCAUUCAAAAUGACACAAUGAAGAAAGAUUUAUGCAGUGGUUUGUGAAAAGUUUUGUGCCUUGUUUACGGUUUUUGGUUGGCAGGUUUAAUAAGGUUAUACACCCGGUUCUAUCUAAACUUAAAAAUGCUGGACACUUGUUGGAAAAUUGCAAAUGGUUUAUAGAAGCUGCUGUUUUAAUUAGUAAAGCUCAAUUAGGAUUUGUUUUAUUUAUUGCUAAAAAAUUACAUUGAGAAUAGUCUGCUAAAGCUAAAGCUGUAAUAUUUAAGUGUCCAUCUAAAACAAUAUAACAAUUUAGCAAGAAAAGCUAAAACUAUUUUAAUGUUUAGAUUUUGUUUAUUAUCAUUUUGAAGAACGAACAUAAAUCUGUUUCUUGCUACGAGCUUUUUAAGAAUUUGAUUGGAAUUUGUUUAUAUACAAAUUACAAAGCAACUUCUGUUAGCAGCAUAUUUAUAUUUUGCUCAUAAUUAUUUUGUUAGAUUUGACUGGCUUAAUGUUUUGCCUUGCUUGUAUUGAGCAUAUUUAUUUACAAAUACAUGUGAUAACCACUUUACUGGUCGUACACUGUCACAAAAGUGGGUAACCAUCUUGUCAUGGUCGUGGACCUUUAGACAGAUUUGUUGUCAAAUGUUUAAAUAAAAACUACCAUCUGUUUAAAAAAA
Molecule: messenger RNA, 1807 nt
Organism: Paramisgurnus dabryanus
Lineage: Eukaryota; Metazoa; Chordata; Actinopteri; Cypriniformes; Cobitidae
Gene: cdkn2aip
Product: CDKN2A interacting protein
Cellular component (GO): nucleoplasm; nucleolus
Source: RefSeq, a predicted model, not a curated record